CCGCCCAGCGACCCGACCAGCAGGUAUCCAUCCUCGUCUUGCUUGCACCCUGGGCUGCCCAUGCUACCCCGGCUGCCGAUGGCCUCCACGGCCGGCCCUGCUCCUCGCCGCGCUGCUUCGGCACCGAGUGCAUCCGCAGCGUCGUCUGGGCCGUGCUGCCCCUCGCCCCUCGCCAACGCUGCUGCCGCCGCCGCCGCUCUACUGCUUUGCGAGACUGCGUCAUGGAUUUAACUAAACUGCUUCCGACCGUGGCACCCAUGUCUUUUCCGUGCCCAUCCAUUCCCGACACUCCCUGCUCAUGUCGCUUUGUGGACUUGCCGCCUCCUCGGGUCUGCGUGCCGUGUCGAUCCUUCGCUGGCGAAAUAUAGAGCCCGAAUUUCCUGCGAACCCUUAUAUCGCCGCUCGCAUCCCCCGACUGCUUCCCACGUCUGUUUUCUGCAACAAUGUCCAUGGUCGCCAUGACAUCGGGCGAAUCUGUUGAGGAGCCCAGAGAAUCGUCCGGAAUUGUGCCAACGCUCCAAAACAUCGUCGCCACUGUAAACCUGGAAUGCAAGCUGGAUCUGAAAACCAUCGCCCUACAUGCUCGAAACGCCGAGUAUAAUCCAAAGCGCUUUGCCGCCGUCAUCAUGAGAAUCCGUGAGCCAAAAACCACGGCCUUGAUCUUUGCCUCGGGCAAAAUGGUCGUCACCGGUGCCAAGAGCGAGGAGUCGUCCAAGCUGGCUGCUCGCAAGUAUGCCCGCAUUAUCCAGAAGCUGGGCUUUGCGGCCAAGUUUGCCGAGUUCAAGAUCCAAAACAUCGUGGGCUCCUGCGACGUCAAGUUCCCCAUCCGCUUGGAGGGCCUGGCAUAUGCACAUACAUCGUUCUCCAGCUACGAACCGGAACUCUUCCCCGGUCUUAUUUACAGAAUGGUCAAGCCCAAGAUUGUCUUGCUGAUCUUUGUCUCUGGAAAGAUUGUCUUGACGGGCGCCAAGGUCCGCGAGGAAAUCUACCAAGCCUUUGAAAACAUUUACCCUGUAUUAGCCCAAUACCGGAAGCCUUGAUCACUCCAUCGAUGUUCCCCUGCUCGGUUUCUCCCAUUCCCCGCCCCUUCCGCUCCUCACCUCACCUCACCCCCCCCCCGCCAACCUGCACUCAAUAGACCCGAUGUCAGCACUCUUCUUGGUUGAUGAAGCGGUCCAAGAUUUUUGACGUAAUCACAAUGUAAUACAGCCGCACCUUCUCACACA
This is a messenger RNA of Polychytrium aggregatum, 1226 nucleotides long. Its product is annotated as TATA-box-binding protein. The transcript has 6 exons. The coding region runs from base 444 to 1040 and encodes 198 amino acids. Lineage: Eukaryota; Fungi; Chytridiomycota; Chytridiomycetes; Polychytriales. Gene Ontology annotation, biological process: DNA-templated transcription initiation. The record is from RefSeq and is a predicted model, not a curated record. Gene Ontology annotation, molecular function: RNA polymerase II general transcription initiation factor activity; DNA binding.